AUACGAUAAAAUACGUAUUCCUAUAUCGACUUAUAGUAACAAGAAAUGCUAGAUUUAAGGUAGUGAAUAAAGUGGUAAAUAAAACAUGGAGAAAAAGGAUGACGAGAAAAAGGAUGAAGAUCCACGGUUGGAAUAUAUGUUUAAUUAUCUUACGCAUUCGAGGAAAUUAAAAAUAGAGAGAUGGACGAAAAUGUUGGCACAUGCAGAAUACAAGGAUUUAAUUAUAAAGUUCUUAACCACCCCGUCAGAGAUGGUGCUAGUGUUGCAAUUAACACCCGCCAAUGUGUUGAUACCUCUACUCGAAAUAACGCAAGCAAAGAGAAAGCAGUCGUACUUCUUGAAGAGGAAACCCCAAGUGAUCACGGAGGAUAAUUACAAGCAAAUGUUGAUACCGGGUGACAUGGCACCGAAUCCGAUCGAGGAAUUAGCCGUGCUCGUCGAACAGGCAUACGUACCUAUAUUAUCUAAUCCGAAAAAUCACGUUGGCUGGCCGGAGGUUGUUCGUAAAGAUGUCAAGAAGCAAGUAUACAAUCUUCGAACUUUAAUAUGGCAGGUAAGAGGAAAAAUAACGGGAAAAACUCUAUUACCUAUGCCGAUGGAUAUCGAGGAAAUUCUAGAUCCAAAAUUUUAUACCGAUGUAGACAUAUCUAAACAACUUAAGGUAAAGAGUAAUAUAGAAGAAAUUGUGGUAAAAUGGGCGACUCAGAUUAAUGAGAUUCUCAACGAAGAAUUUAAAUUCUCGAAAAAUGGAAAAUUUCUUGUAUCCGAACUGGAUUAUUGGAGCAUGAGGUUAAAGAACAUGGAAUCCAUCUAUUUUCAACUGAAAGAUCCAAAGGUGAAGGAGAUAGAUUUAGUUUUAGAGAAAACGCAAAGUCCUUACUCGCAAUAUUUCAAAAAUUUGGUAAACAACGUCACUGCUGCAUUAUUAGAAACUAGGGACAUCAAUCUUUAUUUAAAGCCUCUAGAGACUUAUUUCCAAGAAAUCGAAACGCUUGAAUUUAAAGAAAUAUUGCCAAAAAUAAAAAUAUUGCUGCACUGCGUUUGCUUAAUGUGGGCUAAUUCGAGAUUCUACACUCUCGAAAGAAUUAUUGCUCUGUUACGAGAAAUUUCAAAUUUGAUCAUUUCUCAGGCAAUAAAAUAUAUAAAUCCAUCAACUUUAUUCGAAGGAGAUAUUGAUGAUAAUAAAGUAAAGAUUGCUGAAGUAUUACCAUAUCUUACUAGUUAUCAAGAACUAUUUCGAUCGUAUAAAGAACGGAUAGACAUGUAUUUCAGAUCGUCGGAGACUGUACCUUGGAAUUUUCACGAGAAAUUGGUCCUCGAAAGAAUUCACAUGUUUGAGAAAAGACUUAAAGAAAUCGAGUCAUUAUUUGACACAGUGCAAGAUUAUUUGAAACUAGAGAGGAUAGAAAUUGCUGGUUUGAAAGGAAAAUCCUUGCUUACUAUGGUUGAAAACAUUUAUGAAGAAUUUCUCAAGUUGUAUCAACAUUUUGCAGAAUUGCCUUAUGAGGUUUUAACGCCUGAGGAAGAAGAAUUUUCUCAAGAUUUGCAGAAAUUUUUCAAAGAAAUAGAGCAAUAUGAUCGAAAAUUGGCGAGCAUUUUCGAUCAGGCGUUUGCCGAAUGUCACAAUUUGGAGGCGUAUUACAAAUUUAUAUGGAUAAUGGGUACAAUUGCCAAUAGACCUUUAAUAAUGGCCCAACUAUGGCACAAUUAUGAAACAAUUAUUGUCAGAAUGAAUUCACAUUUUGACAAAAUAAAAAUUUUAUUCGACCAAAAUUUCACGUUCCCUGAUGAAAAGAGGCAAACUGGAAUAAAUAUACAUUUGCCUCCGGUAGUUGCAUCUUUGUGUUUAUUAGUGAAACUUCGUCACAGAACUCGUUAUCCAGUUGAUUGUUGCAAAUUUAUCGAUCAUCCUUUGAUUACCGAGAAAAUGGAGAGCGAACUUAGAAGUAAAUACGAGGAAUUAAUGAAUAUCAUCGAUGAGAAGGAAAGAGAAAUAUUCACCGCUUGGCAAGAACGAUUACCAGAAAUUUGGGAAACGCAUUUGUUGAAAACCCUUUUAAAAGUUGGAGACGAUAGAUUAUUACAAUCAAAUUUUGCCCAUGAAUUGAAAACUACUUUGAGGGAAAUACGUUAUAUGACAAUUAUAAAGAAACCUGAUAUUCCUGAAGAUGCCAUACAAUUUUAUGACAGAUCACAAUUCUUUUUCGAUAGUACUUACAAGUUGAAUUUAAUAAUAAAUUGGUAUAAUAGAAUACGAACUGAAAGCAUUCCGAUAGAAUUUCAAUUGGUAAAAGACGAAGUUAUGAACGUUGAUAAUAUAAUUGAUGAUGGCCAAGAGAAAUAUAAUUGGAAUUCGGAAGGAGUUAUGGAAUACAUCGAUAAUUUGUUAAAAAUUAUUUGGAAAUUACACAGCAGAGUGUUCCGUGCCCAAAAUAAUUUAAAAAAUAUUAUGAAUAACAUGUACGGCUGGGCGAUGAUACCUGUUAUUUAUCGUAAAGAUGCCAGGGAUGAAAAUUUAUUGUCUCUAAUUGAUAAAGAUGAUAAAUUCGCGGAAAGAUUUGCGGAAAUCGAAUCAAUGGCCGAACAAUUGGAGCAAAUAUUGAAAGAGAAUUAUAAAUUAUUUUUCGACUUGCUUCCAGAGCAAUUCUAUGAUAGAGAAGACUUGGAAUUAUUAGAGACUGUACAAGAGAAAGAGGAAACAGAAUUAGAGAAAGCAAUACCUGAAGAAGCUAUAGAACUUGAGCCUCCAAAGCCGGAAGAGGAAAUACCUGAAGAGAUAUUAAUAGAAGCAGAGGAAGAGCAAGUGGAAGAAGAAGAGGAGGUUGAUGAGGAAACGUUGGCAAUGAGACGUGAAAAAUGGCAACCUUAUCUAUCUUAUGUUGACAAUUUAAUAUCCAAAGGUCUUAUUCAAGCUGUCUCCACUAGUAUUUGUUACAUUCUUGAUGAAACUGAUCCUGAAGGCGAUAUAUAUCCUUCAUUCGAAAUCCAAAUGUGUUUAGAGAAUCCUAAUAUCACUUUCCGACCAUCGGUGGAAUUAGACGAUCCGGAAGGUUUCUACAUUUUUUUCGAAUCACUUUUACUUGACAUGAUGAAAAUGGGUAUCCUUAUACCACGUGUCGAUCCCGAAUUGCGCGAGAAGCAAGAGAAUUACGCGGUGGACGUUGCCGAAGAAAAAGGUAUCGUAUUUAUGCUAGAAGAAACUUGUAAUCGAGUUAAACUAGCCUUGACAGAAGUAAAAAAGCAUGCUCUGACGUACGAACACUAUUCCUGGUUGUGGACAGACGAUAAGCAAGAAUAUUUGUCUUACUUUUUGAAAUUCGCUCAAUACGUGAACCCCGACCAAAGGGAGAUGAUCGAACAACAUCCGGAAUAUCUUCCAGAAAAUUUGAAGGAGAAGAAACCUGAUUUGAAAGACUUCAAACGGGAAAUCGAUUAUUUCAUAGAUUUGUACAACGAGUGUGAUAAAAUGCAAAAUGAGGAGAUCCUUUGUCAAUGGUUGAGACUCGACAUAAAGCCUUUCAAACAAUCUCUUUUAAAUAUCAUUUGCAAGUGGUCCAACGUGCUCAAGGAUUAUCUGGUCAAGCGUAUUACCACUCAAUUGGAGGAAUUAGCGAAAUUUUUGAAAGCGGCAAUGGAAAAUUUCUCACGUCCUAUUCAGGAAGACGAUUACGAUGCGCUUCUGGAAACCAUAUAUUAUCUAAAAGAAGUGAGAGAUCGCCAGUAUGAGAUCGAAGAUAUGUUCGAUCCUAUUAAGAAAACUAUAGAACUUUUGCAAAGUUAUAAUGUGAUUAUAGAGGAUAAAAUUUUCAAUUGGCUCACAGAGUUACCCGUCAGUUGGGAAACAUUGAAAAAAGUAGCCGCCCAAGUGAAACAUGUGGUACAACCAUUGAUGACUCGACAGAUCGAACUUUUGAAGAAGAGAAUCAGUUAUUAUGAUUUCAAGCAGCAACAUUUCCUGGAAGAAUUCCAUAAAGAAGAUAUUUUCAAUCCAGUGUGCAAAAAUCCCUACGAGAAGUUAAACGAAUCACGCGAACAAAUUUUGAAAUUCCUGUCUGAGGAGGCAGAGUUACACGGCCAGAUUGCAAUUUUUGAGCAAGAAAUGCCUGAAUUUAAAGUAACGAAACAGAUACAAAAAGAGAUGCAACUUUUGAAAAUGGUUUGGGAUUAUGUGAACGUGAUCGAGACGUCUCUAAACGAAUGGAAGAAAACCAUGUGGAAAAAAUUGGAUAUAGAAUGGAUGGAUCAAGAAUGUAAAAAAAUCCUUAGAGAAUUAAGACAAUUGGACAAAGAUGUUCGUCCUUGGGAAUUGUAUAACAACAUAGAAGCAGAAGUGCGAAAUAUGAUGGCAUCGUUGAGAGCGGUCUCAGAAUUGCAGAAUCCAGCGAUUAGAGAUAGACACUGGAGAGAAUUAAUGGCUGAAACGAAGGUGGUAUUUAUAAUGACCGACACUACCACGUUGGAAGAUUUAUUAAAAUUGCAAUUGCACAAAUACGAAGAAGAAGUUAAAAAUAUCGUGGCUAAAUCGGUGAAGGAAAUGGCGAUGGAAAAAGUGUUGAAAGAAUUGCACGAUACAUGGAGCAUUCUCGAAUUUGACAAAGAGCUGCACGACCGUACGAAAUUAUACAUUCUUAAAAUCGACGAGCAAACUAUCGAAAUUCUUGAAGAGAAUCAGGUGCAACUACAAAAUAUGUUAGGCUCCAAAUUCGUUGGAUAUUUCCUGGAGGAAAUUCUCGAUUGGCAAAAAAAAUUAAGCACCGCAGAUGCGGUGAUCAAUGCAUGGUUCGAAGUUCAACGGGCAUGGGUACAUCUUGAGAGUAUCUUCAUCGGUUCUGAAGAUAUUAGAAGCCAACUUCCGGAAGAAUCGAAACGAUUCGAAAAAAUUGACAAAGAAUUUAAAGAAUUACUGAAGGAAAUGAUAAGCAAUUUAAAUAUCAUAAAAGCAACGAGUCGACCGAAACUUUUUGAAAAAUUGGAGGAUUUAGAAUAUCAAUUAAAUCUUUGUGAAAAAGCUUUAGCAGAUUAUUUGGAAACAAAAAGAUUAAUUUAUCCAAGAUUUUAUUUCAUUUCCUCGGCAGAUCUACUCGAUAUUUUAAGCAAUGGAAACAUACCUGAAUUAGUCUGCAGACAUUUGUCAAAACUGUACGAUUCUAUUGCAAGAUUAAUGUGGAAAAUGGAACACGAUAAACCAACGAAACAAGCGAUAGUCAUGAUCGCCAAAGAUGGUGAACACAUGGCCAUUUAUGGGAAUUGCGAUUGCAGUGGAAAGGUGGAGAUUUGGUUGAACAAUGUGACAGAUGCGAUGAAAAGAUCCGUGAGGUUUCAUAUAUCUCAGGCGGUGUUCACUUACGACGAGAAACCACGAGAGCAAUGGAUUUUCGAUCAUCAAGCGCAACCCGCAUUAUGCGGUAGUCAAAUUUGGUGGACGACGGAGGUUAAUAUGGCUUUCGCGAGAUUGGAAGAAGGUUUCGAAAACGCGUUCAAAGAUUAUCAGAGAAAACAGAUUAAUCAAUUGAACGCAUUGAUAACGAUACUUUGCGGGGAUUUGAUCGAAAGCGAUCGAAGAAAGAUUAUGACGAUUUGCACGAUUGACGUACACGCGAGAGAUGUCGUGGGGAAAAUGAUCACGAUGAAGGCAGAAAGCUCUUCCAGUUUCCAGUGGCAAUCCCAGCUAAGACACAGAUGGGACGACAAAGUUGGCGAUUGUUUUGCCGAUAUUUGCGAUGCUUCGUUCAAAUACGAUUACGAAUAUUUGGGCAAUGUUCCACGAUUGGUGAUAACACCGUUGACAGACAGAUGUUACAUCACUUUAACGCAAUCCUUGCAUCUCAUAAUGGGUGGAGCACCAGCUGGCCCGGCUGGAACCGGGAAAACGGAAACCACGAAAGAUUUGGGAAGAGCUUUGGGUCAAAUGGUCUACGUGUUUAAUUGUUCCGAGCAAAUGGAUUACAAGUCCUGUGGAAAUAUUUAUAAAGGCCUCGCGCAAGUAGGAGCGUGGGGUUGUUUCGAUGAAUUCAAUCGUAUUUCGGUAGAAGUAUUAUCGGUAGUUGCCGUGCAAGUGAAAUCGGUUUUAGACGGGGUGAAACAUCGUAAACCGACAUUCCUAUUCUUUGGUGAGAUUCUUAAUAUCGUCCCCACCGUUGGAAUGUUCAUUACCAUGAAUCCUGGCUAUGCUGGAAGGACGGAAUUGCCGGAAAAUUUGAAAACUUUAUUCAGGCCUUGCGCCAUGGUAGUUCCAGAUUUUGACUUAAUUUGCGAAAUAAUGCUGGUAGCAGAAGGUUUUCAAGAAGCUAGAUUAUUGGCAAGGAAGUUUAUUACGUUGUAUCAGCUUUGCCGGGAACUUUUAUCGAAACAAGAUCACUACGAUUGGGGUCUACGAGCGAUUAAAUCGGUUUUAGUAGUUGCUGGUAAAUUGAAGAGAGGCGAUCCCGAUAGAGCCGAGGAUCAAGUGUUAAUGAGAGCCCUUAGAGAUUUCAACAUUCCGAAAAUUGUGACGGAUGAUGUGCCCGUGUUCAUGGGUCUUAUCGGAGACCUGUUUCCUGCUUUGGAUGUACCGCGAAAAAGAGAUCUCGAUUUCGAGUUGACGGUUCGACAGUCUAUCUUGGAUCUUAAAUUGCAACCAGAGGAUGGUUUUAUAUUAAAGGUUGUCCAGUUAGAAGAAUUGCUUCAUGUUCGUCACUCAGUUUUCAUCGUUGGAUUUGCCGGAACUGGGAAGACCGAGGUUUGGAGAACGCUUAAUCGAACGUAUUUUAAUAAUCAAUUAAAACCCUAUUACAACGAUUUGAAUCCAAAAGCUGUUACGAACGACGAACUUUUUGGUGUGAUCAAUCCAGCGACGCGAGAAUGGAGAGAUGGAUUGUUCUCCGUGUUAAUGAGAGAUCAGGCAAAUAUGGUAGGACCCGAUCCUAAAUGGAUUAUUUUUGACGGUGAUAUAGAUCCAAUGUGGAUCGAGUCGUUGAACACUGUAAUGGAUGACAACAAAGUGUUGACUUUGGCUAGCAAUGAAAGAAUCGCUUUAAACCCGUCCAUGAGACUUCUAUUUGAGAUUUCCAAUCUUAGAACUGCAACACCAGCUACCGUUUCCAGAGCUGGAAUUCUUUACAUAAAUCCUCAAGAUAUUGGCUGGUAUCCAUUUGCGAUUAGUUGGAUAGAAACGAGAGAUCCAGCAGAGAGAGCGAACUUAACCAUUUUAUUCGACAAAUACGUGCCGACCCUGGUAGAAGUAACGAAAUUUAGAUUUAAAAAAAUUACGCCGUUACCAGAAAUCUGUCACGUCGAGAUGCUUUGCAAUUUAUUGGAUUACUUUCUAGUUAAAGAGAACGUAACACCGGAAUCUCCGAAGGAAUGGUAUGAAUUGUACUUUGUUUUUGCAUGCAUUUGGGCAUUUGGAUCGGCCACUUUUCAAGAUCAAUUGAUCGAUUGGCGAAACGAGUUUAAUAAAUGGUGGCAAAAUGAAUUUAAAACCGUCAAAUUUCCCACUGGUGGAAAUGUAUUCAAUUAUUUCAUCGAAAACGAAACGAAGAAAUUGAUUCCUUGGACCGAGAAAGUGAAACCUUUUGAGUUGGAUACUGAGAUACCGUUACAAAAUACUUUAGUCUCAACCGCUGAAACUGCACGUUUAUUCUUUUUCUUGGAUGUUUUUGUACAAGAACGUGUGCCAGUGAUGUUGAUAGGUGCAGCUGGAUCAGGAAAGAGCGUGAUCAUGGCUGAAAAACUCGCAGCUCUUCCUGAUACUUAUAAUAUUGCUAACGUGCCCCUUAAUUAUUAUACCACAUCUGAAAUGCUGCAAAGAAUAAUGGAAAAGCACUUGGAGAAAAAGACCGGUAGAAAUUUUGGGCCACCUGGUAUGAAAAAAUUGAUCUAUUUCAUCGAUGACAUGAACAUGCCCGCAAUCGAUACUUAUGGAACCGUCCAACCUCAUACACUCAUCAGACAACAUAUCGAUUAUAAUCACUGGUACGAUAGAACGAAAUUAACGUUAAAGGAAAUUCAAAAUACGCAAUACGUAUCAUGUAUGAAUCCUACUGCCGGUAGUUUUACGAUUAAUCCUCGUUUGCAAAGGCAUUUUGCCGUUUUCGCCGUUAGUUUCCCAACCGAAGAAAAUUUACUAAUGAUCUAUAGUCAAAUGUUAGAGCAACAUCUAAUGAAUCCUUAUAAUAAAUUUAACGUAGCUUUGCUAAAAAUUGCCGAUUCAUUAUUGCACGCAGCACUGUUUUGUCACAAUAGAAUUUCAUCGAUAUUUUUACCAACAGCGGUUAAAUUUCAUUAUCUAUUCAAUUUACGUGAUAUCUCAAAUAUUUUUCAAGGUCUACUUUUUGCAACCGGCGACACUGUUCCAACGAUAAAUCAUUUAAUCAGAUUGUACGUUCACGAAGCUACAAGAGUAUAUUCUGAUAAAUUGAUCAGUGCCGAGGAUAAAAAAGUAUUUCAACAAUUGCUAAGAGACUCGCUUCGUAAAAAUAUUGCUGAACUAGAUGAGAAUUUUAUAUUUGCCCCACCAAUAAUUUUUUGCCAUUUUGCCGAAGGGAUCGGUGAACCAAAAUAUAUGCCAAUAAAAGAUUGGUCGCAAUUGACGAAGUUAUUGGAUGAAGCUUUGGUUAAUUACAAUGAAUUGGUAGCCGCGAUGAAUUUAGUUUUAUUUGACGAUGCCAUGUACCAAGUCUGUCAAAUAAAUCGUAUUCUGGAAGCACCAAGAGGAAACGCAUUGCUCGUAGGAGUUGGGGGAAGCGGAAAACAAUCUCUUUCUAGCCUUGCGUCUUUCAUCGCGGGUUUAGAAGUUUUUCAGAUACAAUUAAAAACAGGUUAUUCAAUGGCGGACUUAAGAACAGAUUUAUCCAGUUUAUAUCUAAAAUCUGGAUUGAAAUCGAUUGGGAUUACUUUCUUAAUGACCGAUUCUCACGUUGCCGAUGAAAAAUUUUUAGUUCUCAUAAAUGAUAUGCUUGCUUUUGGUGAAAUUUCGGAAUUAUUUGCGGAUGAUGAAGUAGAUAAUAUUGUGAAUGCAGUUCGAAAUGAGGUAAAACAAAGCGGUUUGGUGGAUACAAAAGAAAAUUGUUGGAAGUUUUUCAUCAAUAGAGUUCGAUAUAAAUUAAAAUGUGUUCUUUGUUUCUCUCCCGUUGGAGCAACUCUUCGAAACAGAGCUAGACAGUUUCCAGCAAUCGUGAAUAAUACUUCGAUUAAUUGGUUUGAAGGUUGGCCGGAAGAUGCUUUGAAAUCUGUUUCUACCAGAUUUUUGGCGGAACUGGAAGAUUUACCAAAUGAAUAUAAGCCAUCGGCUUCAUUAUUCAUGUCAUACGUGCAUACCAGCGUUGACGAUGUUUCUUUGCUUUAUUUACAAAAUGAGAGAAGAUACAACUAUACCACUCCAAAAACAUUUUUGGAGCAAAUUUCUUUAUAUUCGAAGCUACUCGUGGAGAGAACUUAUGAUGUAAAAUCCAUGAUCGAGAGAUUAAAGAAUGGAUUGGAUAAAUUAGAAUCUUGUGCUGGCCAAGUAAGCGAACUAAGAGUUGUCCUAGCAGCUCAAGAAAUCGAAUUGAAAAAAAAGAAUGAAAUUGCAGACAGAAUUCUUACCGAAGUUCGAUUAGAGAAUACUAAAGCGGAAGCGGAAAAAGCGAUUGUGUCGGAGGAAGAGGCAAAGGUAGCGGAAAUAAAAGAAACGGUAGCUGAAAAACAGAGACGAUGCGAUGAAGAUUUAGCGAAAGCAGAACCUGCAGUACGGCAAGCUGAAGCUGCUCUGGAUACCUUAAAUAAAGGUAAUUUAACGGAAUUGAAAGCUUUUGUAACGCCACCGGAACAAGUAGCGAUGGUAGUACAAGCCGUUCUAGUAUUAUUCUCUCCAAGGGGUGUAAUACCGAAAGAUAGAAGUUGGAAAGCGUGUAAAGCGAUGAUGGGUCACAUCGACACGUUUCUCUCGCAACUUCGUAAUUACGACAAAGAAAAUAUCCAUCCUGAAGUGGUGAAAGCUAUCCAACCUUAUAUCAAUCAUAAAGAUUUUGACCCCGAGAUUAUCGUUACGAAAUCGCUAGCAGCUGCAGGUCUUUGCAGCUGGGUAAGGAAUAUAAUGGUUUUCCAUUAUAUUAAUGAAACUGUAAAACCAUUAAGAGCUGCGCUUGCACAAGCUAAUGCCGAGCUAAAAGCUGCUAUGGAUCAUUUGAAUGCCUUGAGGGCACGAUUAGCGGAGUUACAAAAAGUGCUCGACAUUCUAGGAGAAAGAAUGAAUGCAGCUUUAGCUGAAAAACAAAAAUGUCAGGAUGAAGCUGAUGCCACUGCUUUAACGAUCGAUCUUGCUAAUAGAUUGGUAAAUGGUUUAGCAUCCGAGAAAAUUCGAUGGACCGAAGAAGUAGAAAUGUUGACGAAUUCAUUCGUAAUGGUGCCAGGCGAUGUUCUUCUUGUAACUGCAUUUUUAUCAUACAUGGGAUGUUUUACUCGGAAAUAUAGACACGAUUUAAUGUUCGAUCAUUGGUUGCCGUUCUUGGAAAAGAUGCAAGUGAAAAUACCAAGAACUACCGAUUUAGAUAUCCUAGCUUUAUUGACCGAUGAUGCACAAAUUGCACAAUGGAAUAACGAAGGACUACCAUCCGAUAGAAUGUCUUCCGAAAAUGCAACGAUUUUAAUGAAUUCAGCGAGAUGGCCAUUAAUGAUAGAUCCACAACUGCAAGGACUUAAAUGGAUAAAGAAUCGAUAUGGCGAAGAUUUACAAGUGCUCAGACUUACUCAACCAAAUUAUUUGCAUUUGAUUGAAAUUUCUAUCGCGAGUGGUGGAAUUGUUUUAGUUGAAAAUAUAAUGGAAUCUAUCGAUCCUGUUUUAGAUCCAGUUAUUAAAAGAGAUCUAAUAAAGAAAGGAAAGGCGAUAAAAAUUUGGGAUAAGGAAGUAGAUUAUGAUCCUCACUUCCGGCUAAUUAUACAAACAAAGUUAGCUAAUCCUCAUUAUAAACCUGAAAUACAAGCACAGACCACUCUUAUCAAUUUUACUGUAACGAAAGAUGGGUUGGAAGAACAACUUCUAGGAGAUGUUGUGAAAGCCGAAAGACCUGAUUUAGAAGCGAAAAAAGCUGAAUUAACUACUCAACAAAAUACCUUUAAAAUUACCUUGAAAGCAUUGGAAGACGAUCUAUUGCACAGAUUGUCAGCUGCGGGACCAGAUAUUUUGAGCGAUGUCGAUCUGGUAAUCAAUCUUGAAACCACGAAGAAAACUGCAGCAGAGAUAGAAAUAAAAGUAGCAGAAGCUAAAAUAACCUCGGUAAAGAUAGACGAAGCUCGAGAAAUUUAUCGUAUCGUCGCGGCCAGAGCCAGUCUUUUAUAUUUCGUUUUAAACGAUUUGUACAAAAUAAAUAUGCUCUAUCAGUUUUCUUUGAAAGCUUUCAGCGUUGUCUUCCUAAAUGCUAUUAAAUUCGCAGAAGCUUCGGAAGAAAUAACUAAACGCGUGGAUCUUUUAAUGGAUAGUAUUACUUUUCUAGUUUUCACUUACACGAGUAGAGGUUUAUUUGAAGCUGAUAAAUUGACUUUCCUCACUCAAAUGACUAUUCAGAUUUUUAUGGAAGCAAAAGAAAUAACACAAUCGGAACUUGAUUUUCUAUUAAAAUUUCCACAUAUGGUCGAUUUAGUCAGCCCUGUAGAUUUUUUAACAGAUGUUGGCUGGGGUGGAAUCAAAUAUUUGAGUCAAAUGGAAGAUUUUCAAAACUUAGAAAAAGAUAUAGAGGGUGCUGCGAAAAGAUGGAAAAAAUUUGUAGAAUCGGAAACACCGGAACGAGAAAGUUUUCCACAAGAUUGGAAAAAUAAGACUGCUCUUCAAAGAUUAUGUAUUAUGAGGUGUCUUAGAUUAGAUCGUAUGACUUAUGCGAUUAGAUGUUUCGUGGAAGAAAAACUUGGUUCAAAAUUUGUUGAAUCCAGAUCUCCUCCUUUUCAUAAAUCCUUUGAAGAAACGAGUCCUAUCACGCCUGUAUUUUUCAUUCUCUCUCCUGGUGUUGAUCCUUUAAAAGACGUAGAAAAUUUGGGAAUACAAUUAGGUUUCACUUUCGGAGGUAGAAAUUUCCAUAAUGUAUCACUGGGUCAAGGUCAAGAACCCGUAGCUGAAGAAGCAUUAGAAUUAUCGGCUCACGAAGGUCAUUGGGUAAUUUUACAGAAUAUCCAUCUUGUGAAGAAAUGGUUACCUAAUCUGGAAAAGAAAAUGGAACAAUGUGCAGAGAGUCCCCAUGAUGAUUAUCGAUUGUUUAUCAGCGCGGAACCAAGUGCAGAUCCUCACGAAUCAAUAAUACCUCAAGGUAUAUUGGAAUCGGCCAUAAAAAUUACGAAUGAACCACCAUCAGGAAUUCAAGCGAAUAUUCACAAAGCGUUGGAUAAUUUCACUCAGGAAACUCUGGAGUCUUGUAGCAAAGAAACUGAAUUCAAAGCUAUAUUAUUUGCACUUUGUUAUUAUCAUGCUGUACUUGCAGAACGUAGAAAAUUUGGAGCACAAGGAUGGAACAGAUCUUAUCCAUUCAACUUUGGGGAUUUAACGAUUAGCGUAUCCGUUCUAUUUAAUUAUUUGGAAAAUAGUAUUAAAGUACCUUGGGAAGAUCUUCGUUAUUUAUUUGGAGAAAUAAUGUAUGGCGGCCAUAUAACAGAUGAUUGGGAUAGAAGACUAUGUAAAACAUAUUUAAUAGAAUAUCUAAAACCAGAAUUAAUUGAAGGUGAAUUAUAUCUCGCACCAGAUUUUUUAGUACCACCAAAUCUUGAUUAUCAUGGAUAUCAUGAAUAUGUAUAUAAUUUUCUACCAUCUGAGAGUCCUAUUCUUUAUGGACUUCAUCCUAAUGCGGAAAUUGGAUUUUUAACAUCAACUGCGGAAAAUUUAUUUAAAACAUUAUUGGGUAUGUUAACGAGAACCGUCAGUGAUACAGCAGUUGGAGAAAUUUCAAGAGAAGAAAAAAUGAAAAUACUUAUAGAAGAUUUAUUAGAUAAACUACCAGAAGAAUUUAAUAUGCUAGAACUUUACGGCAAGGUGGAAGAUCGCACACCGUUUGUUACUGUUGCUUUACAAGAAUGCGAACGAAUGAAUGUAUUAUGUGACGAACUUAAAAGAUCUCUGCACGAGUUAGAUUUAGGUUUGAGGGGAGAAUUAACAAUCAAUCCUGAAAUGGAAAUUUUACAAAAUUAUAUAGUUAUGGAUGCUGUUCCUCCAUCUUGGGAAAAAAGAGCUUAUCCUUCAGAAUUAGGAUUAAAUAGUUGGUUUGCAGAUAUGUUGAAUCGAAUAAGUGAAUUAUCUAAUUGGACUGCCGAUUUUAAUUUACCAUCAUCAAUAUGGCUAGGAGGUUUUUUUAAUCCUCAAUCAUUUCUUACUGCAAUUAUGCAACAAACUGCACGUAAAAAUGAAUGGCCAUUAGAUAAAAUGUGUUUAUAUUGUGAAGUAUUGAGAAAAACUAAAGAGGAAAUUACAUCAGCACCAAGAGAAGGUGCAUAUAUAAAUGGAUUAUAUAUGGAAGGUGCACGAUGGGAUAUGCAAGCAGGAUGUAUUAUGGAUUCUCGAUUUAAAGAAUUAUUUCCAUUAUUACCAAUAGUGUAUAUUAGAGCUAUUACACAAGACAAACAAGAUUUAAAAAAUAUGUAUGAGUGUCCCGUAUAUAAAACACGAUCACGAGGUCCAACUUAUGUGUGGACGUUUAAUUUAAGAACUAAAGAGAAGGCCAGUAAAUGGAUUCUUGGAGGUGUGGCAAUUUUAUUACAAGUUUAGUUGUAUUUAUUAAACUAUGAAAUAAACAUUCAAUUAAAAAAAAAUUAAAUAUUUUAAAAUUUAUAUAAUUUUAUUUAUUUCAAAAAAGAAACA
This is a messenger RNA of Apis mellifera (honey bee), 13792 nucleotides long. RefSeq names its product dynein beta chain, ciliary. Gene Ontology annotation, biological process: microtubule-based movement. The transcript is spliced from 67 exons. The record is from RefSeq and is a predicted model, not a curated record. Gene Ontology annotation, molecular function: dynein light intermediate chain binding; ATP binding; ATP hydrolysis activity. Gene Ontology annotation, cellular component: dynein complex. Lineage: Eukaryota; Metazoa; Arthropoda; Insecta; Hymenoptera; Apidae. The coding region runs from base 86 to 13699 and encodes 4537 amino acids.